This is a messenger RNA of Cydia strobilella, 2593 nucleotides long. RefSeq names its product monocarboxylate transporter 10 (gene kar). Gene Ontology annotation, cellular component: membrane. The coding region runs from base 311 to 1801 and encodes 496 amino acids. Gene Ontology annotation, molecular function: monocarboxylic acid transmembrane transporter activity. The record is from RefSeq and is a predicted model, not a curated record. Lineage: Eukaryota; Metazoa; Arthropoda; Insecta; Lepidoptera; Tortricidae. Gene Ontology annotation, biological process: transmembrane transport. The transcript is spliced from 3 exons.
CGUCAGUCAGUAGUUCACUUCACUAUCAGCGAGGAUGCAGAAAAUAAUUUAUCAAAGAGAACUCGACCGCGUGCCUGAUCUGUUCGUGUCGUAGAUUAUGCGAAUAAAUCGAAAAAUGGACUAUAAGUUUGACGUGCAAGUUAUGAUCAUAGUAUACUCCCGUCUGAAUAAGUGAUAAAAGUUUGCUUUGUGUAACAAUUUCAUUUUAUACGUAGAUAGUCAAGAUCAAAUUACAGUUUUAAUAGAAUUGAUGUUCAAAACCUUUCAUCGACUUGCUAUCGUAUGAAAGAAUCAAAAAUUAUUUUGGAAAAUGGAUUUGGAACCAAAAGAAAACUCAGAACUACUGUCGAAAGUUCAUAAUGUAGAGGUGAGAAUCGCCGAGAUACCGAAUCCCGAAACAAAUGGAAAUGUGCGUGGAAAUAAUGAUGAUGAGUUCGCAAGAGGUCCCCCUGAUGGGGGUUUCAGAGCAUAUUCUGUGCUGGUGGGCUCAUUCCUCACAAAUGGCCUUCUCUUUGGUGUGAUAAAUUCAUAUAGUGUGAUAUAUACAGUGAUGUCAAAACAAUUGAAGGAACAAAAUGUACCAAACUUUGAGAGCAAAGCAUCUCUGGUGGGCAGCCUGGCGAUGGGAACGACUUUCCUGCUGUCGCCGCUGUCGGGCGUGCUGACCGCGCUGAUGGGGCUGCGCCGCACUGCCGUGCUCGGUGGUACCAUCGCCGCCUCUGGCCUACUUCUCUCCUCUUUCACCACCAAUAACGUCGAUAUUCUAUGCUUCACUUACGGGGUCCUAUAUGGACUAGGCGCCUCUCUCGCCUACACGCCCUCCCUCGCCAUUCUCGGCCACUACUUCAAAAAAUACCUUGGCCGCGUCAACGGCAUCGUCACCAUAGGCAGUUCUAUUUUCACAGUCAUGAUGCCUCCUCUUAUGAAACAUCUCAUUGAAGACUAUGGGCUCGACUGGAUGUUCAGAGUCCUAGCUAUAUUUACAUUUGGUAUUGCGCUUUGUGGUCUUUUGUUUAAACCUAUUCCUUUAUUGGUUAUAGAAAAACCAUUAAAGGAAGAUAACUGUACCUCACUUAUUAAGACUAUAGUGAGUGUUGAAAUUUGGAAAAAUAAGAAGUAUAGAUUGUGGGCGCUAUCGAUGCCCGUGGCACUAUUCGGUUACUUUGUUCCUUACGUGCACAUAGGCAAAUUCGUUGAAACUUUCGAUAGAGUAUACAACAAUGUACCCAUACAAUGCAUAGCGGCCACUUCUGGGGUAGGAAGACUAGUUUUCGGAUUCCUUGCGGAUAAGCCUGGCAUCGACAGAAUUCUGUUGCAGCAGAUUUCGUUUUACGUCAUAGGCAUUCUUACGAUUAUUUUGCCAUUUGUUAAUUCCUUUGCAUUUAUAAUUGUUAUUUCGUUAGGAAUGGGCGUGUUCGACGGCGCAUUUAUUGCCCUAAUUGGGCCUAUAGCGUUUGAGUUAGUUGGCGGUGCCCACGCGGCACAGGCUAUCGGUUGCAUGUUGGGUCUUGCGGCGGCUCCGCUGUCCAUCGGUCCGCCGUUCGCAGCCUAUUUGCAUGGUUUAUAUGAUUCCUAUACCUUGCCAUUCGUUCUCGCUGGCAUUUCUCCGCUGGUUGGCGCCACUCUCAUGUUUACCAUACGUCUUUAUCGUAAGCCAGGAAUUCAAAAACGCCAGAAUCAAGACAAGGGCGGUAGCAUAAACGGGAGAUUAUCUUCAAAUGAUAUUGAAAAACUUUCGGGAUCUGGCCCUCUUCAAAAUGGCGAUAAUCACCACGAUCGGAUGGUUAAUACUUCUUUAUAACCAGAUACAUUUUGGCUUUAAGUAGCCGUAACAACGCAACUGCCGAACACAUUUCAGAAAACGCAAAAUGUCAGGUAUCUAGAUGUAAGUUAUAUUUAUAUAGAUGGGUAUGCAUGUGUGCAAUACCGUAUUAUGUACAAACUUAAGUUUUGUGCCAGUAGGUGUAAAUGAUUUCAGUGAUAAAAUAUGUGAAAAAACAAUCGUAGAUAGGUUUUAAAAAUUGCUGCGGAUCAGCCGCUUAUUAAAAAAAAUCGUUACGUUCAUUGAACUUAAGUACUUAUGUUAUACUUCGCGGCCGGAGGCAGGAUAUUUCUACCUCGCUUACGAUACGUGUAUGUGCAUAGUGCAUAUACCACGUUGGAUAUUAUACACUUUGUUAAUGAAAUAAUAAAAAAAUAGUUUUUGCAGAUAUGUUAUGCGGAGGCAAAUUUAGCUAACACCUUUCGUACUUCAAUAUUUUCCACUUUGUAUGUUAGCAUUUUAAUUAAACUAUUCUUUCAACUCCUAAUAUUAUGCAAAGACUUUGUUUAUUAAUAAAAAUUAAUAGGUAAUGGUACGGUCGAGCUCAUAAAGUUAUAUAACCACAUUUUUUUAUAGUAUUUUUGUAAGAUUAUGUGCAUUUAUGCAAUUAAAUAAAUAUUCAUGAUGUCGACUGUAUCUUUUUUAUGCAUUUUUAAUUUUACUCUGAAUGUAAUAUAUUUACCAUUUAAACGUUCCUAGAUAGAUUAGUUAUAUUAUUUUGUCAUAUAUUAUGUAAUGUUUAAUUAAGAAUAAUUAGGAUUAAAUCAUAAA